GAAGAAAACAUAAAAUGGCGCGAUGCUGUGAGGACAGCUGUUAUUCAUCUAGGAGAGAAAGCAGAAAUAAUUUUGUUUAAACCAAGUCAUUUUACGUGAUUUUGUGCAUAAAAAUUUUGUUAUCGAAAGAUUUAAAAAUAAAUAAUAUCUUAUGAAAAAUAAAAAGAAAAAGUUAAAAAUAUAAUAAUCAUUUAAUUUAAAUGAUAAAACAAUUUGUACAACGAUGACAAUGGUAGUAGAUAUACAAUAAUUUGGUGGAGGUGGUUGUGCGAACAUCAGAGAAAAAACUUAAAGAAAUUUUUUAUAAGAAUAGUGAUUUCAUUAAUUUUAACAUGUCUAAUUAAUAUUAAUAAUAAUGACUUGAAAUUAAUUUUUUUUAAUGUAUUUAUCAGAAGAAGUGAGAAUACUUAGACGACGAGAGAAAAGAAAGAAAAAUACAAACAGAGAAGUAAGUUAAAGUUGUUCUAAAAAAUAUAAGCAACGCUUAUUUCUUAAAUUUAUAAAAAUAAAAAUAAAAUAAAGCAGCAAGACAAUUAUAUUCAUAAAUUUUAACUCUUUUUCGAUGCAUCCACAUAUAUAUCGAAUAUUUCGUUUUUGAAAUUUUCAAAGACUAGAAGGACUUACUUCCAUGCAUUUUCACAACGGUUAUUUGAUUGUAUUUUCGAAGUAUCAGAUAAUUUUCUGCGAUUAAAAGAUGACCAAAUAUCGUCCAGUAUCACAGCAAGUCUCCAGUGAUAAUCAUCAUUUUUACCACUGCUUUUACGAGGAAUCACUAUGAAUGCCAGAACUCAACUAUUUGAAUUAAGUAUGGAGGGCAGACAAGUGGAUGAAGCAGUAGCAAGUAUCUUCCACAGUGUUCUUUUCCAUCGAAGUCUUGGUAAAUUUAAAUACAAGCAAGAAGGUUUUUCUGAAGCUUUGCGUUCUACUGAUAGUCCAGGUUCUGGUCAAAUAUCCUUGGAAUUCUUUCAAAAGAAAAAAAAUCGUUGGCCCUUCCAACCAGAAUGCAUACCUUGGGAAGUAUGGACAGUAAGAUUGGAACUUAUUAAAUUAGCAACAGAACAUGAGAGACAGAUAUGCAGAGAAAAAGUUGGAGAUUUAUUAACAGAUAAGAUUCUUUACAUAACAGAAGUAAUGAAUCGACAUGACUAUCUACCUAAAAUGCCAAAUCAAGCUGAAUUGGAUUUGAUUUUUGAUACAUCAUAUCCUGAUAUACAACCUUAUCUAUUUAAAUUAUCAUUUACAACUUCUAGCCCAUCAAGUACAACAAUGGGUAAUACAAUGAAAAAAUUAAUCAAAGAAACAUUAUCCAUUUAGUUGUUUAUUAAUUUUUAUGAGAAUUUUUUUAGUAAUGUAUAUAUAAUCCAAAUUCAUUUUUGGUUAACAUUGUAAACUUUUCUUUGCUAACAAAAAAAUUAUUUUGAUUAUAUUAAAUUUUGCGUUAAAAUUUAUAUACGCAUCGAAUUUUCAUAUUCUUUUAGUCUCUUUUACUUAUAUAAACAUUUACUGUGUUAUAUGUUUUUAUAUGUAUUCACUUGCAUAGAACUUGCAUAAAGGACUUGAAGUCUAGAAAAAAACAAGUUAAUUAUAUAUAUUUAUGAUAAAGUGGGACAAAAAGCUAAAUCCCACAUAUCGAAAUGCCAUUUCUGACUAAUAUCUAUGCAAAUUUUAUGCAAAUAAUAUUUGUCAGAAAGAAAAGAAGCAAGCUGAUGUGUAUAUGUAUAUAUAUAUACAUAUGAAUGUAUAUAUAUACAUAUGAAUAUGUAUAGAUAUACAUGCAUAUACGUAACAUACACAUAUACAAUAUAUAUGUAUAUAUAUAUAAUUGUAUAAACUUAAAAUAUUUGUAAAAUUUCUAUAGUACAAAGGAACCAAUUGUGUAUAGCAAUUACUGUUUUGCGUAUAUACUAUUCCAAGAAUAUCGUCCACUGUAUAAGUCUUCUAGGUAAUCAGUUAUACAUUAAAUAUCAAAUAUUAUAUUUCUUUAUCACUUUAAAUUUUAAUUUGUUAAUAUUCUGGAUAAUAGCGAAAUGAUAUCUCGUUAUUAAUAGAGUGAAAUAUAACAUUCUUUGUUUUAUUUUUCUUUAAAAUUUUUUCAAUAGUAACAAAGAUAUACGGCUAUUGUAAGAACAUAGAGUAGUGUAAUGUGUUUAUUUAACAAAAUGAAAUUUAAAAGUUAAUAAAUUUGUCUUAACAUA
This is a messenger RNA of Apis florea (little honeybee), 2195 nucleotides long. RefSeq names its product autophagy-related protein 101 (gene Atg101). Gene Ontology annotation, biological process: autophagy; autophagosome assembly. Gene Ontology annotation, cellular component: Atg1/ULK1 kinase complex; phagophore assembly site. The record is from RefSeq and is a predicted model, not a curated record. NCBI's taxonomy places the organism in Eukaryota, Metazoa, Arthropoda, Insecta, Hymenoptera, Apidae. Gene Ontology annotation, molecular function: protein kinase binding.